Molecule: messenger RNA, 1116 nt
Organism: Orycteropus afer afer
Lineage: Eukaryota; Metazoa; Chordata; Mammalia; Tubulidentata; Orycteropodidae
Gene: HSD17B1
Product: hydroxysteroid 17-beta dehydrogenase 1
Exons: 9
Coding region: 1-1116 (371 amino acids)
Molecular function (GO): oxidoreductase activity
Source: RefSeq, a predicted model, not a curated record
AUGGAUCGCACCGUGGUGCUCAUCACCGGCUGCUCCUCCGGCAUCGGCCUUCACCUGGCCCUGCGUCUGGCCUCUGACCCGUCCCAGAGUUUCAAAGUGUAUGCCACCCUGAGGGACCUGAAGGCUCAGGGCCCACUGUGGGAAGCAGCCCGGGCCCGGGGAUGCCCUCCUGGCUCCCUGGAGACACUGCAGCUGGAUGUGAGGGACUCCGAUUCUGUGGCUGCUGCCCGGGCACAAGUGACAGAGGGCCGUGUGGACGUGCUGGUGUGUAACGCAGGAAGGGGCCUGCUUGGGCCGCUGGAGGCACACGUAGCUGCUUCGGUGGGCUCCGUGCUGGACGUGAAUGUGACAGGAACAGUGCGGACUCUUCAGGCCUUCCUGCCGGACAUGAAGCGGCGCCGCUCCGGGCGCGUGUUGGUGACUGGGAGCGUGGGAGGUUUGAUGGGGCUGCCCUUCAAUGCUGUGUACUGUGCCAGCAAGUUUGCACUCGAAGGUUUAUGCGAGAGUCUGGCGGUUCUGCUGCCAUCUUUUGGGAUCCACUUGAGCCUCAUCGAAUGCGGCCCGGUGCACACCGCCUUCCAGGAAAAGUUGGAGGGCGGCCCGGGUGGGUCGCUGCACGGCGCGGACGCCAAGACCCGCGACCUUUUCUCGCGCUACCAAAGCCACUGUCAGCAAGUCUUCCGCGACGCGGCGCAGGACCCGGAGGAAGUGACGGAGGUCUUCCUCACCGCCUUGCGCGACCCGCAGCCCGCUCUGCGCUACUUUAGUACGGAGCACUUCCUGCCCCUGGUGCGCUUGCGCCUCGGCGACCCCAGCGGCUGCAGCUACGUGGCCGCUAUGCGGCGCGAGGUGUUCAAAGAAGAGUCUGCGGAGAACCCCGAUGGCAGUCCAGCUCAGCCAGAGAGGCCUAUUUUCCCAUCUGCGAAAUGGGAGCUUCGGCAACUGUUGGUGGCCUUCCACGCGAGGAUCCUCGCACUCGGAGAGAACAAGGCGGGCUUCGGGGACGCCAAGCCCUGGCUCACGCGCAACCGACAACGAUUUACCCAUCGCCUCAUCUUGGGAACUCAGCUCCUCCCCAUCGAGCCAGAGCCCGAGCCCGGAGGCAUCAGUGAGUAG